Racocetra persica is the source of this 548-nucleotide messenger RNA. The record is from the annotation of a GenBank genome assembly. NCBI's taxonomy places the organism in Eukaryota, Fungi, Glomeromycota, Glomeromycetes, Diversisporales, Gigasporaceae.
CGUUUAAUUAUGGCCAUUUUGAUGCUAUUGAAAAUAUUAUAAAGUCUAUUAAUAACGGAGAGUUUAAAGGAAAACGAGUAUUUGCUCAAUCAAAGCCUACAGAAAAACAACAAAAAUUGCAAAAUAUUCCAAAAUUAGUUGCAACAAUAUCUAUUAUUAAUCCACUUAUAAAAGUGACUGAAAUUCCAUUGUCUAGCGUCAAAUCUGAUUAUUCACAACUUACUUUUGGAUUUCAAAACAUUUUAUUCGAUGUGAACGGGGAUUAUACCGAUCUAAAUGAAUUGCCCGCGGCAAAACACAAACGUACAAUGUCUAGGCGAUAUAGCAAAGGUUGGGUUCCUCCAACGUUCUCUAUGGUAUAUAAUUUAGUUGCCGAUCUAAAGACCCAAAGAAUGAGAUUAUACACGCCUGAAAAUGACUUAAUACUUAAUCAUUCUUGGGAAAUUUGUUUCAUUAUGUCAGCCCUAGGUACUAUCACAAGCUAUAUCAAUAAAGAGAAAACAACAACAUUUGCUCCAUUAUUGGAGUUAGAAACGAUUCAACUGGAU